Messenger RNA from Aspergillus calidoustus, 516 nucleotides. The record is from the annotation of a GenBank genome assembly. NCBI's taxonomy places the organism in Eukaryota, Fungi, Ascomycota, Eurotiomycetes, Eurotiales, Aspergillaceae.
AUGACGGGCCUGGACCCGAAAACCGACCAAAUCCUCCAAAUCUGCUGCUUCAUCACUGACGCCCAGCUCAACCUCCUCGACACCACGGGCUUCGAAAGCGUCGUCCACGUUUCCCAAUCCGCCCUCGACUCCAUGUCACAGUGGUGCAUCGAUACCCACGGCCGCACGGGACUCACAGCACGCGUGCAGAGUUCAACAGUUUCGCCCGAGACCGCGGCCACCGAACUCCUCGCCUACAUCAAGCGGUACAUCCCGACGGCGCGCACGGCGAUGCUAGCAGGAAAUAGUGUCCAUGCGGACAGGGCGUUCCUGGCGUGUGGACCGUACGCGGCGGUGCUGGAGUGGCUACACUAUCGGAUUGUGGAUGUCAGUACGAUUAAGGAGGUGGUCAGACGGUGGGGAGGGGAGAGCGUUUUGGUGGGCGUGCCAGAGAAAAGGCUGGUUCAUUUGGCGAGGGAGGAUAUUCUGGAGAGCAUUGAGGAGAUGAAGUACUACAAGGAAACUUUUUUUCAGUAA